Molecule: messenger RNA, 5799 nt
Organism: Metopolophium dirhodum (rose-grain aphid)
Lineage: Eukaryota; Metazoa; Arthropoda; Insecta; Hemiptera; Aphididae
Gene: RhoGAP19D
Product: rho GTPase-activating protein 21-B
Exons: 23
Coding region: 370-5571 (1733 amino acids)
Biological process (GO): signal transduction
Molecular function (GO): protein binding
Source: RefSeq, a predicted model, not a curated record
UUUGAUUUCUUCGUCGUUGAUAGUUGAUACUUGAUACACACUCCCGUUGCCGUCGUCGUUACUGGAGAGUAUAGCCGUAGGACAGUUGGUGCGAAAUUUUCGGCGUUUUCAUAAUAAAUAUUUCCUCUCCGUAACGUCUACGCUGUGUCGUGGUACGUCAAUUUUCGUCGUGUGAACGUUCCGAUGGUUCGACCAUCGCAACGACGCGUAUCGUGCGGUUGAAUAAAAUGCAGCGGGCCACCGUGCGACCGUCGUUGCGACCGCUGUAGUGGACAUAGAGUUUCGCGACCCCAUUGACGGUGGCGGUGGUGCUCAACAAAAUAUCCGUAGCUACAGAUGGUGCGACGACGAUAAGAUCACAGGGUGAAGAUGGCUGAAGAUGUUUCGGAAAACAGAGAAUGGUCACCUUCGACGCCGGGCCAAAACCGUGGAGAACAUAGAGCUGGUGGUCCCAGAUCACUAUUUAUACGCCGGUCAGAAAAUGGAUUCGGUUUCACGUUGCGCCACUUCAUCGUUUAUCCACCCGAAUCGUAUCUGGUGUUGGCCGGAGACGAACGAUUGGGCUUGCGGCAAGGCGCUGGCGCCUAUUCUGACGAACCGAUGGACACAAUAUUUGUGAAACACGUCAGGGAAUUCGGUCCGGCUAGCGUAGCGGGUCUCAGUACUGGCGACCGCAUAAUCAGCGUCAACGGUGAAACGGUGGCCGGUAAGUCGUACGCACACGUCGUGCAGGUCAUCCAGCAAACGCAAUGCCAUCUCUAUUUGCUCGUGGUGCCCAUGGAAAAUGACAUUCUACAGUUGUAUUUCAGUGAGACAGCUCACAAUCCCGAAACGAACCAGAGGCCUGGCCGCCUGAAAGCGGCUAUGACAUCUGGUAGUGAAUUGCGUUUCCAUCACCGUGGUCGCGAUUCCAGUCCCAUCUACCAGACCAUCUGGGAUCACCCCCAACACCGUAGCGCUGUUAGUGGCAUUGGCAGUGCCAGUGUCAGUGGUACGAAACCGACGUCGGCCGCAGCUAGAUUCGUGUCACCCCACCGCACGCCAGGCGUCCGGCGGUCGUCCGUCACCGAUACGAACGGCAGUGGUGGCGGCUACCCUCACCAUCGGAACAAGCCGGCAGCGGCACAGUCCAACAAUCCGAACGCCCGACACAGCAUGGACAUAGGGGUGGCGUGCCGCGACGCACUGCAACUGCAAGUGGCGGCCGACAACUCGGCGGCCCAUUAUCGGCUCCAACGUCACCUGCAGUACGGUGGUGCGUCGCAGCCACCGCCGCCCGUCGACCCCGUCAUCAUGUCUCGGAUAAAAAAAAGCCUCGAACAGAAGGAAGAGUUCCUCCGCCGUCCCGUGGUCCAGCAACUGCAGCAGCAGCAACCAGCCAAGGAGUUCUAUGCCAGGCCACAAAAACUUUUGCCGCCCAUGUGGCCGCCCUCGCUCUCGUCGUCGUCGGUCAACCAGCCGCAACAAUUUCCGGAGUGCAGCUCUGCAGCGGUGGAAACGUCAUCUCCCGCUCAGCCGCCACCAGCCGCGUCCAAGCCUAAAGGCAAACAGUUUGUGAACACUUUGGGAAAAAUACACGAGGACGGCAGCGCUGGUAAGUCACCUGCGACGGCUGCUGAGACGGCCGACCACCAUCACCCGAAACAGACAGGCAUGCCGCAAGUGGUUUCCAUGAGGGCCAAACAGUUCGAGAGCGGAAAAAUCGACGACAAGACAGAUUUCUACAAGAGUGAGUUGGCCCGACUAACGUCUAAACACAAUGUUCCUAAUGUGGCUGUGAGAAAAAUGGAAUACGAACAAAAACUUUACACCGAUAAAAAACAAUCUGCCGCCGCGGAUCAUCAAGAGAUUACUGAUGAUUCGAUUACUAGCUACAGUAGUUCUUCUGAUAAGUCGAUCUCUUUCACUAGUCCCUCCGCUGGAUUUCAUUCUGGGAAUCUAAUCGUACCGAUUGGCAGCAGCAAAAUACACUGCGAUCCUCCCAAAGAAUAUGAACCACAAAAAGACGAGUCUAUUUCUAAAGAUGAAUCGUAUCGCUUCAAACCGGUGGUGCGUCAAGAUUCCUACCUGGCCGCAUGUAAAAAACCCACUAUUAUAGAGCGACGAAACCAGAAGCCGAUGGAAAACGGAGCGGAAAAGUCAAAAACCCGUCGGCGGAACGCGCGACCGACGCGCCUCGAGCUGCCCAAGGAUAGGCCUGUCGAUUUUGCCGCGCAGUCCACUGGCUCCAGCCAAGUGUCUUCAGACGAUACGGAAACUGUGGCCGCAGCCGCCGAGCUUCAAAAACCGUGUGAAAUGAUCACGUUGAGACCGACUAACUCGAGUUUUGAUAAUGAAGAAGAAAGGACCACCAGACGGAUAUCAUACCUGCAAGCGACGGCCUGGGGCGAUCGUAUGAGUGUCGACGACCUCACCACCACCGAAUCCGAAUCCGAGCCCACCUCGAUUGUCGUCGCCCCACAGAAAGUACAAAAAAAAUGGCGCGCACCGUUAUUUCCGGGUGACAUACAAAGGUUACGGCGACUUUUCGAAGAUGCCGCCGCAAGUUGUGACCGCGGCAGUAGCAUACUGGGAACGAAGAAAAAUGGCCCGCCGUUCCAGGACCUCGGCAACAGUCGCGUCGUCAAAGAAGGAUCGUUGCUGUGCAAAGUGAUACAGAUCGAUGGCAAGAAAGCAUGCGAUCGGUCGUGGAAACCGGUGUGGGCCGUUGUACGCGGACAGACGUUGUGUCUGUACAAAGAAAAACGAGAGUCUAUACCUAACAUUUCGACCGACACGCCCGCAACUCUUGAAAAGUCGGAUGACGUGAACGUGUCCUGCGAUCGUAUCAACCUUAGAACGUCCACUACGGACGUGGCUCACGACUACACCAAGAGGAAGCACGUGAUGCGACUUUGCUCCAGCGUCGCCGACAUGGGGUGCACUGAACUACUGCUUCAAGCCGACGACACUUCGUCCAUGGUGCGCUGGUUGAAAGCAUUGCAGGAACAAGCUCUCGAGGCACAGGCACCUCUGUCUGCAGAAGAAUGUUUGAGCAUCUCGCCUGGCAAUACUAAGGGCAUGCGUAAGUUAGGUACGUUCAGAAACCGUUCGCCCACCGGUGAUUCUCCAAUCACUAAGACGCGAAAACCGGACCGCAGCCCGUGCCAAGUAUCACAGCCACAAUCUCCUAAAUCUACCAAUACUUGGAAAAAUCGAAUGGCCAAACAAUUAAAAAAAAUACAGCAAGGAUCGGGGUCGCCGGUAUCACCGAUUAUGCCCACACUACCGCCACCCCCGGGCACUGCAAUCGGCAUACCUCUGGAACUUUGUCCGCCGUCGACGCGUUCCGAGUUUGUACCAUUAAUAGUAGAAGUAUGCACAUCAAUCGUUGAAGAAAAAGGGUUAGAUAUCAUCGGCAUAUACAGAGUACCUGGUAAUACGGCUGCUAUUACUUCACUAACAGAAGCGGUCAACAACGGUGGUAUGGAAACCCCAGAUAUGGCCCUUAAACUUCUACAACGAGAUCCCCGGUGGACAGAUGUUAAUGUAAUCUCUAGCCUAUUAAAAUCAUUCUUUAGAAGACUUCCCGAUGCUCUACUAACAACUGAAAUGUAUCCACACUUCAUCGAGGCUGAUAAAAUUGAUGAUCCUGUUCAACGAAUGGUUAAAUUGCGUGAACUAGUUCAUAAACUGCCAGACCACCAUUUUGAGACUUUAAGGUAUUUGCUGAUGCACCUCAAGAAAGUUGUUCAUCAUAGCGGGGUCAACAAAAUGGAAGCACGUAACUUGGCUAUUGUGUUUGGCCCUACUCUAGUUCAUUCUGCUGAUGAUAACAUGGUUACUAUGGUCACAGAUAUGAGUCAUCAGUGCCGCAUUGUGGAAUCGCUAAUAUUACAAGCUGAUUGGUGUUUUGGCAACGGAGAUGUGGUAGAUCUUACAGCAUCCAUACCUGAAAAUUGUGGACAAGUUCCAGAAAUUGAACAAACUGCUCCAAAUCAAAAUCUUUUGGAUAACAUCAACAAAGUUUCUGGCAAUCAGUACACGCCAUUUAUGGCCAAAGACCUUGUGACCAAUAUUGUUGCUGCAGCUAAUCGCAAAAUGCAUCGAGCUACUGGCAAAAAUUCAAAUACAUCACGAAAGUCUCGUACCAACGUAACCAAUAAUAUAGUUCCUCAUAUUAGUGUACUUCCAAGUGCAUCUGAUAUUAAACACGAUGUGUCUAACAAAGAUAAAUUGAACAGCUCAAAAGCCAGUUCAGAGACCGUUUCAAGUACUAGCCUCAAUGAAUCUGAAGACAGUCUUGAUCACCUAACAACUAAUGAUCAAAGUUUAGAUUUACCACCACAAAGUAACGAUGGUGCUCCCCCUAUUAAGACUUAUGUCAACUUAGCUGAAACUACUCAAGAAAGAAUACGACGAUUUGAACAGGAAACAAAAGCAAUGCUUCAAAGAGAAAUUAAUAGAGGUCAAAGAAGAAGAGAGUAUUUUGGACUUGACGAGCCUGUUACUCAAGCAAACGAAGCAUUAAUGCUAGCUAAAGAUUAUUCACCAGUCAUGGUCAAAGUAUCCAAAGGAACAACCAAUGGAACUAAUGAACAAUCAAAUGACUCAGACUUAAAAAAUAAUCAGAAACGAUUAAAAACUAGUAUUGAGAGUACUGAUGAAUGGUCAGUAGAUUCACUCAGUGAUGGUUUAAGAAUAUCCAAUGAACGUCCUAUAAGUCACGCAUCAGAUGAAGGAGGGGAUUUAUUGGUGAGCCUGACCUCCGCUUUUGACAAAAAACUUAAAUCCCUUUUAAUACCCAGUGACUCUGUGGAUGUUGAAGAGAAGCAGCCAGUGGCUAUAUCAAGUGAUGAACAAACAGAUGUGCAGACUUACAGAGAUCCAAGCUUACAUAGAUCAUUGGAAAGGCGCAGCCAGCAUAUAACCGAAAAACAUGAAAUUGAAACCAUGAAAGAUUCAACUAGUGAAUCAAUGAAAGAUUCUUCAAAAAUUGAUAAUUUUGAAUGUCUUCAAGACAUCAACACCAACCCAAAUGUGCGUCUGCGUCGUUCCGAAUCAUUGAAACAAAAAGAAAACCGUCCAGACUAUGGAAAUCAUGUAAAACUACGUCGUUGUGAGUCACUGAAUAAACACGAAAGAUAUAUAUCUAAAUACACAAAGUUUGAGGCAAUGAUGCUGACAAAAAACGGUGACGCUUCCAAACACCGGCGAUCUGACUCCCUCACCAAGACGGAGAAGACCGAGUGCAACAUGAACAAGCGAAAACAAGGAUUGUCUAGACGCUGUAGUUCAUUGCGCGAUAAGGAAGCGCGCCAAAAACGUAAAAACGGUGUUACAACUGAUCGCAGCAUCAAGAGGCGGCAUACAGUGGGUGGUACAAAGGACUUUGAUAAGAUCACAUGGUUGGACAAUAAGGAAAGAGAAGAAUUAGAAAAAAGCUGCAAAGAUAGAAGAACCAGUUCACCAGACCUUAGUUGGGCUCGUGUUGUGGAUGGAAUAAAAGAAAGAGGUAUUAGACCCAGGAGCAUGGCCGACCCAAACUUUGUGUCUAAACUGUUGAAUGUACCUCUUGAGUCACAUGUUUGACAGUAAAUGUAUUUUCUAAAAAAAUUGUUUUGAUCUCAUUUGUCCUAUCGCUUAAAUGUGCUCAUACCCUCCCCUCAUGUUUUCAUCAUUCAAAACUUGUGCUCAUCCCUAUCAUUUCUAGGUUGUCAAUUACCCUAUUAUGCUUUAAAGUUUGGUAUGUUUUUAAAUAUCAACAUUGUUUUAUAGUCUUGAUGAAGUAUAAUUUGUUUUUAAAAUAUAAUAUAUAAA